Molecule: messenger RNA, 3388 nt
Organism: Trichoplusia ni (cabbage looper)
Lineage: Eukaryota; Metazoa; Arthropoda; Insecta; Lepidoptera; Noctuidae
Exons: 1
Coding region: 364-3375 (1003 amino acids)
Biological process (GO): DNA integration
Molecular function (GO): nucleic acid binding
Source: RefSeq, a predicted model, not a curated record
AUUAACCUAACAGUUCUUAAUACUUCUGAAGACCCUGUCUCUCUAAACUCUAAUCUGCAACUUACCUUACACCCGAUCAACUAUGAAACUUGUCAAGUACACAAUACUUACCAAACAGUUCUCGACAGAACUAACGAAGUCCUUAACCUUCUCCGCGUUUCACAUCUAAAUACAGAAGAAAGCGAAGCCCUCUAUGACGUGUGCUCGAAUUAUUCCGAUAUAUUUCACUUACCUAAUGAUCCACUUAGCUCAACUGACAGUAUUCAACAUGAAAUCCGCACAUCUUCUGAUCAGCCCAUUAACGUUAAAUCUUAUCGCUUCCCGGAAAUACAUAAGCAAGAAGUCAACUCCCAAAUAAAGAAAAUGAUAGGUCAGAAUAUUAUUAAACCUUCCUUAUCUCCGUGGUCUUCUCCAAUAUGGAUUGUUCCCAAAAAGAUCGAUGCUUCUGGUGAAAAGAAGUGGCGUAUAGUCAUUGACUAUAGAAAGUUAAAUGACAUCACAAUUGGUGAAAUCUAUCCUAUUCCUAACAUUGUUGAAAUAUUAGAUCAAUUAGGUAACUCUAAAUACUUCUCUACUCUAGACCUUGCUUCCGGAUUUCACCAAAUAAAAAUGUCUCCACAAGACGCUUGUAAAACCGCGUUCAGUGUUCCCCAAGGACAUUUCGAAUUCACUCGAAUGCCCUUUGGUUUAAAAAACGCGCCAGCGACCUUCCAACGUCUAAUGAAUAAUGUCUUAACAGGCCUUCAAGGCGAAAGAUGUUUUGUUUAUCUAGACGAUAUUGUCGUUUAUUCACAUGAUUUAAAUAGUCAUAUUCAAAAUUUGACAGCAGUUUUUCAAAAACUUCGUAGUUUUAACUUGAAAUUGCAACCAGAUAAAUGUGAAUUCUUAAGAAAAGAAGUCGGCUAUCUAGGACACAUUAUAACAGAAAAUGGCCUAAAACCUGACCCAAAUAAAGUUAAAUCUGUUCAAGAAUUCCCAGUUCCAAAGUGUCCGAAAGAUAUAAAAUCAUUUUUAGGUCUUAUAUCUUACUACAGACGUUUUAUCCCUGAAUUUUCAAAAUUAUCGAAGCCACUCUCCUCUCUUCUUAAGAAAAAUGUAUCAUUUGUUUGGACAAAUGAACAACAGUUAGCUUUUGAAACGCUUAAAGAUAAGCUGACUAGCGCUCCAGUCCUUAUUUAUCCCGAUUUCACAAAAUCCUUUAACCUUACUUGUGAUGCAAGUAACUAUGCAAUCUCUGCUAUCCUGUCUCAAGGGCCAGUUGGCAAAGACCAUCCCGUAGCCUAUGCGUCUAGAACCUUGAACAAAUGCGAAAUCAACUAUAGCACAACUGAAAAGGAAUUAUUGGCUAUAGUUUGGGGCUGCAAAACCUUUAGACCGUACCUGUUUGGUCGUAAAUUUAUGAUCAUAACUGACCAUCGUCCUUUAAAAUGGCUUUUCAACCACACUGACCCGAGCAGUAAAUUGCAACGUUGGCGUCUCCAACUUCAAGAAUUUGAAUACGAAAUAGUCUACCGAAAAGGUAAGCUAAAUUCAGCAGCUGAUGCUCUUUCUCGUUAUCCUGUCAACCCUGCAUAUCCUGCAGAUCCUGAUACUGAGCUUAUAGAUUUAGGUCCAUUAGACAUUAGCCCUUUCAAUGCAGAAGUAGGUGACUUCAGUCCUUUAAAUAUUCCAAGUCCUAUGAAUUUACCAGAUCCUCUAAUUCCUGAAGAAAUCCUGAGUCCCUCUCCAGAAGUUUUAAACGAAAAUCCAAACAUAGAAAGGGAAAAUGAAUUACAGCCUUCCGCUAACCAAGUUCCCGGAACGCAGUCUCUGCCUUUAGAUUCACCUGAUACUUACUCAAAGUUCCUGAAAGUUCCUCGGACUGUAACGUAUGACACAGUGAUUUCCGAGUUCAACGAUAGCCUACUAAAAACUCAGAAUAAAGUCUUAGUAAUACCUACAUCGCUUGAUCUAGACGAAUCUAUUCCCUACGUCCAAGAAAUCUUAUCAAAUUCGCCAGAUUCCGAGUCGUUUAUGAAUUCAGAGAGAACCCUACAUUCCUAUAAACCAUUAUUGGUCGCUGAUAAAACCUACUAUUUCCUAUUUAUUAAAGUACACCACUUUGACAAUUGUACCUAUAGUGAUAUCUUCGAAUCCUUAAAGAAUCUACGUAAUCACCUAAUGUCUCUUAACGAGGCUAUUCAUAAAAUUAGUAUUACUGACUUCAAAAAUCCAUUUGAUAAACAUACAUAUAUUAAAAUUUAUAAUAUGCUAGCUCACCUCUUUCACAAUACAUCAAUUCAAAUUCAGGUGUAUCGCAAUAAAAUAUAUUAUCCUAGUCCUUCUGAAGUUCAGAAAAUUCUCCGUGAGAAUCAUGAUAUUCCUAUCGCUGGGCACCUUGGUGCAAAUAGAAUGUUUAAUAAAAUUCGAGAGCAGUAUUUUUGGAAGAAUAUGAGGACGGAAAUAGAAGAUUAUGUAAAAAGGUGUAAUUCUUGUCAGACCAACAAAGCUCUUAGGAAAAUUAACCGUGCACCCAUGCAGAUAACUAGCACCUCCACUGCCCCCUUUGAAAGAAUGUCUCUUGAUAUAGUUGGUCCUCUUCCUGAAUCCGGCACAGCCAAAAUUAAAUAUAUUCUAACACUUCAGGACGACCUAACUAAAUAUUCAAUAGCAUAUCCAAUUCGAAGUACUACCGCCGAAGAAACCAGCGACUGCCUGAUUCACUUUAUUUCUUUGUUUGGCAUACCAAAAACUAUCCUUACUGAUCAAGGCACAAAUUUUACAGCAGAGCUAUUUAAAGAAACCUGCAAAUUUCUAAAGAUUAAACAGCUGUGGUCAUCUCCAUACCAUCCACAGACACAAGGCGCUCUGGAAAGAAGCCAUUCCACCUUAAAAGAGUACCUUAAAUCUUACAUAUCUGAAAACCAAGACAAUUGGCCAAAAUAUGUAUAUACUGCUAUGCUCGCCUAUAAUACAUCUAUACAUUCAACAACAAAUUUCACUCCCUACGAGUUGAUUUUCGGUCAUAAACCAAUCCUUCCUAAUUCCAUAUAUGAACCUAACACGAAUGCCUCGUAUCCGGACUAUAUUAAGAUGCUUCAACAUCGCCUUAAAUGCACGCGUGAUAAAGCCGUCGAAUUUAUAAAGAAGUCGAAAGAGUCUUCCAAAGCCUAUUACGAUGCCCGCACAAGACCUGUAAGUUACCAUGCUGGUGACUAUGUGUACCUUAAAAAUCACCUCCGUAUGCGUAAGGCUCUAUCUCCGGUCUGGAAAGGCCCUUAUAAAAUUAUUAAGGUUAAUGGUAGAAAUAGUGUAACGCUAUUAAUAAAUAGACGACACGUGUCCCAUCAUUUUGAUGAAAUAAAAUUAGCUCAUCGCCGUGACACCGUGUCAUAAUCACUUUAAGCUU